Messenger RNA from Teleopsis dalmanni, 1548 nucleotides. Its product is annotated as carnosine N-methyltransferase-like. Gene Ontology annotation, molecular function: S-adenosylmethionine-dependent methyltransferase activity. Bases 137 to 1420 code for a protein of 427 amino acids. The record is from RefSeq and is a predicted model, not a curated record. The transcript is spliced from 8 exons. Lineage: Eukaryota; Metazoa; Arthropoda; Insecta; Diptera; Diopsidae.
AAGUUUGACACAUCAGUGCGUGUUGUACUUUGUUGAUAUUUUAACACAGGCGGUUUGUUUUAUUGUAUUGCAACUAAUUUUACAAUCUUGACUACUUAAGUUAUAUUUUCCUUUUAAUAAAAACGUGGUGCAAACAAUGGAGGACGCCGUUGAUAUAAUGGAGCGUUCGGCAGGGUUAUUACCGGAAGAGGAGGAAGCAGAAAAACAACAUAUACAAAAAAUCAUAAGAGCAUUGCAAUUAUAUCGAAAGUACGCUUAUGCCAGGGUUAAUCAAAGUGAAAAUUAUUUAAACAGCCUGCCCAAAACACAUCAAAAUAUGUUAUCGAAAUAUCGUAAACACUUGGGCGCAAUUAGAGAUUGCAUCGAUGCUAAUCAAGCAGUCAUUAAAAAAAUGCUUCGUGAAAACAUACUAAGCGCAAAUAGUAAAAGUUCGACAGAUCUAAUAACAUCCCAUGAUACCGACAGUCGUGAAGUAAAAAUGCGCCAUCAAGAACAUCGAGAUGAGCAUGUUGAUGUUGAACCUUUUAAAAUUUUAAAGGCCCAGUCUACCUUAAAACUUAUUGCGCGUGAUUGGAGUCAAGAGGGAGCAGAGGAAAGAAAUCAGUCUUAUAAGCCAAUCAUAAAUGCUGUAGAAGAAUUUUUUAAGCCAGGGGAAUUUGAAUUAAAUGAAAUUAAAAUUCUGGUACCUGGAGCAGGUCUUGGUCGUUUAACUUAUGAAUUGGCUUGUAGAGGUUACGAAUGUGAGGGAAAUGAAUUUUCUUAUUUUAUGCUGAUCGCAUCAAACUUUGUUUUGAAUCAAUGUACAGAAGAAAAUGCGUAUACGCUGUACCCUUGGGUUCAUCAGUAUGUUAAUAAUUUAAAUAAAUCGGAUCAAGUAGCAUCAAUUCGUUUUCCUGAUAUUUGUCCAGCACGGAAUCCUCCAAAAGGGAAUAUAAUGAUGGCAGCGGGAGAUUUUUUAGAAGUGUAUAAAGUAGCGAAUACCUACGACUGUGUAGCAACAUGUUUUUUUAUUGACUGCGCAAACAAUAUCGUUGAAUUUAUUGAGACAAUUUUCAAGAUUCUGAUUCCAGGUGGUAUAUGGAUAAAUUUGGGGCCACUACUUUAUCACUAUAGUGAUAUUGAAGGUGAAAAUAGCAUUGAACCAACGUAUGAAGAUUUGAUUUCCAUUAUUGACAACAUUGGCUUUGAAAUAAUUAGGAAUGAUACUGGUAUUCGUACUAAAUACGCUCAGAAUCCAAAAUCAAUGCUUAAAAGUGAAUAUGAAAGUGUAUUUUGGAUAUGUCGAAAACCAUACAAUACAACAAAUUUUGAAAACACUAGCGACGAAAAUAGAGAAAAUGGAUUGAAAAAUGUUAUGAGUGAAAUGCAAUACAAAAAUCACAUUUGUAAUCAAAAUAAUUCUGGUCUCACAGAAAAGUAAAUCAGUCAGCGUAUAUGAAAAUAAAUUAACUGGGAACCUUAAAAUUAUAUCAAUUUUCAAAAAAAGAAGAUAUAGAAGAGAACUGAAUAAAACUUAAGUUUUGUAAAUGGUAAAAAUUGCGAAUAUUC